GACUGCAACGAGAGCACCAUUCUGUUGGGCAGGACUGAUUUAGUCUACGUUCUGUCAGCAGCUACACAGACAUUGUUGAGGCGAGACAUGUCGCUCAACAGAAGAUUAUACGCGUGGUUGCUAGGCUCUGAUAUUAAAGGUGGUACUUUUGCUCCAGACUCAACAACUUCUGAAGACCAUGCUGUUUAUUUCUUUGGAAAAUAUUCUAAAGAUCUUUUGGUCGAGAGUUUAACUGAAAUUUUACAUCAGAAAUUCCCAGAGUCUGAUACAGAGGAACAGCAUCAAGCUUAUUUGAAACCCUUCCGCAUCCUGAUCAGUCUCCUUGACAAACCUGAAAUAGGGCCACAGGUUGUUGGGGAUCUGUUCCUUGAAGUUAUUAGAGCCUUCUAUUCCUACUGCAAAGAUGCACUUGGUUCUGAUCUCAAACUUAGCUACAAUCAAAGUGGCAAUGUACUUGCAAGUGCAAUCAAAGAGAACAAAAAUGCUUCGGAAAUUGUUAAAACAGUGAAUUUGUUGAUCACGUCCUUAAGCACGGAUUUCCUUUGGGAUUAUAUGACCAAAUGUUUUGAAGAUUGUUUCAGAAACAAAUCCACACAGAUGAAAUAUCCCCUUGAAAAUAUUAGCACUCCUCCUACAAUUUCAGAGCUCUGCACACUAUUGGUGUUUCUUCUGGAUGUGAUUCCUUUGGAACUCUACUCUGAAGUGCAGACUCAGUAUCUUCCACAGAUGCUCAGUUAUAUGGUGCAGUCUCUCCUAGAAAAUAUGGAAGUAUUAGGUUUACCCGAACUCACUCAUGCCUUGAAGACAUGUUUUAAGGUGCUCAGCAAAGUGCAAAUGCCCCCUUCCUAUUUGGACAUUGAGACAGGAAGUGGAAAUGGGAGCCCAGUGAAAAGGGAAAAUGUGGACAUAACCUUGGAGACUAAGUCUGUGCUGCAGGAAGAGGAUGAGACGCCAUUCCCUCCCCUGAAGUCAGAAGACAGUGGCAUUGGUCUAAGUGCUUCCUCCCCAGAGCUCUCUCAGCACUUGGGGGUGCCAACUGUGACCCUUGAGAGAGAUGAUGUCUGGAAGAAAGGGGGGAGCAUUCAGAAGACUUUGUAUUGCAUCCAAGAGCUGGUUGCCAAGUUUUCCAGUAAAUACAUUUUUGGGGUGCAAUUUCAAGAAACAAGUAACGAAAGCAUCUCAGCAAUGAAUCUGAGUGGGAAAGAGAAAAAAGAGAAUGGCUACAGGUUACCUGAAAGUACUAGCAAGAAAAAGAGCCCAUGGGAUGCAAAGCAAAUUACUGUACCUCAGUUUAAACAAAUGCUUUCAGACUUGUUCUCGGUUCGCGGGUCACCAUUCAAGAACAAGAGUUCUAAUCCCCUUCCUUCUGACCACAACUCUGGUAAUAAGAAGGAAAAGGAGGAAGAAGAGUGGGACUUAGAAGAAGUGAUGCUUGUCUUGGGACCCCUUAGAGAUGACUGCAAGGAAGCUUUUGCUGCAGCUUGUCACCUUCUGUUAGAUUGCACCACAUUCCCAGUCUAUCUUUCAGAAGAGGAGAUGGAACAGUUGUAUCUCUCUCUGUUUCAGGUUCCCGGUUGUGAUUCCAGCUUCCCUCUGUGGCUGAAGUCCUUAAUGACAAUAUGCUGUUGUGUGAAUGACUGCUAUGUUCAGAACGUGUCCAUCUUCACACUCCUGGAGGUGAUCAACCAUUCCCAGUCACUGGCGCUUGUGAUAGAAGACAGAAUGAAGCGGUACAAAGUGUCUGGCCACAACCCUUUCUUUGGAAAGCUGCAGAUGGUCACCCUUCCUCCCAUUGCGCCUGGAGUUCUAAAGAUCAUCUCAGAGAAAACAGAUUUCUACCAGAGAGUAGCCUGUGUGCUCUGGAAUCAGCUAAACAAAGAGACACGGGAGCACCAUAUUGCCUGUGUGGAAUUGUUCUACAGGCUGCACUGCUUGGCACCAUCAGCAAAUAUCUGCGAAGGCAUUAUCUGCCAUGCGCUUUUGGAUUGUGAUAAAGGGACAAGGCUGGAAGCACUGUUCAGAUUCUCUGUCAUGUGGCAUCUGACCAGAGAGAUCCAAGGCAACAGAGUGACUUCUCACAAUCGGUCCUUUGAUAGGUCUCUGUUUGUGGUACUGGACAGUCUCAAUUGUUCAGAUGGCGCAAUUGGUGCUGCAGCACAGGGCUGGCUGAUCCGUGCUCUUUCACUUAAUGAUGUUGCACGGAUUCUUGAACCAGUCCUGCUGCUGCUGCUUCAUCCAAAGACACAGCGCACGUCCAUCCACUACAUCAAACAGAAAAAUUCAGCAGACGAUAUACGUCAUUGGCUUUGCAAGAAAAAGGCCUCCUUGAAAGAGUCUGGCAUCUCUGAGAGCAAUUCUGAGGAAAACCUUCCAUUGAGCCAGUUUACUACUGUGGAUAGAGAAGCAAUUUGGGCAGAAGUGGAAAAAGAUCCAGAGAAUCCAGAGUUAAAAACUGAACAGUCUGAAAACUAUGGCUUUUGUAAUCCAGUAUCUUCACAUGAGGCAGAUGGCGACCAAGAUAACAGUGAGCACACAGAAUCAGCAGAUACCAGCACAGGCCAUGACAGUGAAAAUACAUCCUCUUUCUCCCCUUCUCUGGAGCUACAAGAAGUGAGCAAUGAGGACAAUGACAGUGCUGCAACCGAUGGCAAAGAGACCACAAACCAUGUGAGUUCUCUUAAUGCCUUCCUUCCCGAAAGCUCCAAAUCCAGUGUAGCGCUAAACCUGGUGCGUGCUGACUCUGAGAGGACUCAAGCGUCAGAGUCUCUGUCAAGUGAUGAAGAGGUGGACUUGGAGCUCCAGGAAAUUACCCAUUCGAGGUUGCUGAAGCAGCAGAAGGAAAAACAGGAGAUGAUUGAGGCUCUCUUCAAACACAUGCUGUUGUAUUUGCAGCCUUAUGAUUCUAAGAGGGUAUUGUAUGCUUUUUCUGUCCUGGAGGCAGUGCUUAAAACAAACCCUAAAGAAUUUAUUGAAGCUGUAGCUAGUACAAGCAUGGAUACCAGCUCCACAGCACAUUUGAAUCUUAUUUACAACCUCUUAGCUCGCCAUCAGGAAGCCCUUGUAGGUCAAAGCUUUUAUGGCAAACUGCAGGCUCAGUCCCCAACCAUGUGUCCCCAUUCUCUUCUAAUAGAAUUGCUCACGUACCUGUGUCUCAGUUUUCUGCGCUCGUAUUAUCCGUGCUACCUGAAGGUCACACACAGAGAUGUGCUUGGCAACCGAGAUGUUCAGGUAAAAAGUGUGGAAGUCCUGAUUAGAAUGAUGACCCAGCUAGCUACCAUGGCAAAGGCAGCAGAGAAUAAGAACAUAGAGUUCAUACGCAAUUUGCUAGGAAGAUGCAAAAUUCAGGAGUUUGUUCUUCUCUCUUUGUCUGCAUCUAUGUAUACAAGUCAGAAACGGUAUGAACUGCUCACGGCAGGUGGUGUUAACAAUGUUCCUGAAGAAGAACUCUUUGAGGAGAGCCUAAUCAAUUUUGGGCAUGAUCAAAUAUGGAGCGAACAUCCACUCCAGAUUGAGUUGCUGAAGCUCUUGCAGGUAUUGAUUGUCUUGGAGCACCAUAUUGGACAGACUCAAGAGGAGCAGGAGAAUCAGCCAGACCUCUCUAAGGAGUGGCAGCAGGCUCUUAAUUUCCAGCAGGCUAUCGGUGCGAUGCAGUAUGUCUAUCCACACCCUAUAACUUCACAGGGAUUAUUCGUCUCUGCUGUGGUUAGAGGUUUGCAGCCAGAGUACGGCUAUGGGAUGCAUCCUACUUGGGUUGGCUUAGUCACAUGUUCCCUGCCCUAUUUUGGGAAGUCUUUAGGCUGGACUGUGGCACCAUUUGUUGUACAGAUAUGUAAAAACCUGGAUGAGCUUGUCAAACAGUAUGAAAAUGAAGCUGUGAAGACAUCAGCAAAAACAUCGGCAAGUUUAACUUCUAAAAGAGAAAAUGUUACACCUGAUUACCCAUUAACCCUUUUGGAAGGUCUGACAACCAUCAGUCACUUCUGCCUUCUGGAUCACCCUAACCAAACUAAAAAGUCAUCAUGUUUAGCUGAACCUGCAAACCUGAGAAAUGCUAGGAAUGCCAUUUUGGAAGAAUUGCCUCGCAUUAUUAAUACCAUGUCCCUUCUCUGGAGUGUUAUAAAGAGGGAAGACUCUCAAAAAAGACCAACUGACUUCUUUGGAACAACUAAAGGCUCUUCUUCGGUCUAUUUUAAAGCAACCAAAACAUUAAGAACUAAAAUACUGGACUUCAUGAAUCCAUUGACAGCACAACUUGGAAUCCAGUUGAUGGCAGCGAUUGCAGCAGUGUGGAAUAGCAAGAAACCUCAUCGGAAUCAAAGUAAAAUCAAGAUUCCUCCAGUGGCUAGUGCAUCUCAGCUUAUUCUUGUGGACUUAAUAUGUGCACUUAACACACUGAAAAUUGACACUAUCUUACAUCUAGUCAAAGAGGUAGUCAAGAAACCAUCACAAAUCAAGGGUGAAGAGAAAUCGUCUCUUGUAGACAUUCCAGUGCUGCAGUUCAGUUAUGCUUUCAUUCAAAGACUGCCUGUGUCAGCCUUGCAGGAGAACUUCCAGUCCUUAUUAGGACUUCUCAAAGAGUCUGUGCAGUUGAACUUGGCUCCUCCUGGACACUUUAUUCUUCUCAGUACUCUGAAUGACUUUGUGACUAGGACGCCUACUCUGGAAAACAAAAAAGACCAAAAAGACUUGCAGGAGGUGACCCAAAAAAUCUUGGAGGCUGUAGGGACUGUUGCGGGUUCUUCUCUGGAACAGACUAGCUGGCUGAGCCGGAACUUGGAAGUGAAAGCUCAGCCUCAGAUUUUACCAGAUGACUUCAACAUUGAAGACGUGAACGAUACAUCAGUGGCACCAUCGUCAAUGGUUUCUGCCUCUGCUCCUUCGAUAUACAGUGUCCAAGCUCUUUCUCUCCUUGCAGAAGUUCUCGCUUCUCUUUUGGACAUGGUUUACCGGAGCGACGAGAAGGAGAAAGCGGUGCCACUGAUUUCACGUUUGCUUUAUUAUGUAUUUCCUUAUCUACGCAACCACAGUGCCUACAACAUUCCUAGUUUCCGUGCUGGUGCUCAGUUGCUCAGCUCAUUGAGUGGAUAUGCCUAUACCAAACGAGCCUGGAAAAAAGAAGUUGUCGAGUUGUAUAUGGAUCCAGCUUUUUUCCAGAUGGACACUUCAUGCACUCAUUGGAGAGCCAUUAUUGAUCAUCUUCUAACACACGAGAAAACUAUGUUUAAAGACUUGAUGAAUAUGCAGAGCAGCGCCUUAAAACUGUACCCAAGUUUUGAGCAAAAAGCGAUGUUGUUGAAGCGGCAAGCUUUCGCUGUCUUCAGUGGAGAGAUUGAUCAGUAUCAUCUCUAUCUUCCCUUAAUACAAGAACGACUGACUGAGAACCUCCGUGUUGGGCAGACUUCUAUAGUUGCCGCGCAGAUGUUUCUCUUCUUCAGAGUUCUUCUGUUAAGGAUUUCUCCUCAGCAUCUGACCUCCUUGUGGCCAAUUAUGGUAACUGAAUUGAUUCAGACAUUUCUACAGCUGGAAGAGGAUUUAACUGAGGAAGAUGAACCAUCAAAGAGCAACAGCAAAAUAAGCAAACAGAAAAUGUCAGGGGAUGGCAGUGGAUCUGACAUACAGCAGAAUGAGCUGUCCUUGUACUUAUCAGCUUGCAAGUUUUUGGACACAGCACUUUCGUUUCCACCUGACAAGAUGCAGUUGUUUCAAAUGUACAAAUGGGCAUUUGUUCCAGAGAUGGACACAGAGUCAUCUACUGUGACCUCUCACCUGGUAGAGAAUCAUCAGGAAUGCAGACCACACAUUUUAAGAAUCAUGGAUCUGCUGAAGAUGAAAUAUGGGGAAACAAACAACACUGAGGGAAUUCCCAAGAAGCACAAGUUUCCUCUGUUGAAUGUGCGCUCUGUUGCCAGCAUCACCCAGCUCAUGCCCUUCUUCAGGACUCUGUGUUGCGCGUUUACAGCGAACAGGAGCGAGCCCCAGAAUUCACGUACUUCUGCACCCCUCUCUGCGGACUGCGUUGGCAGUCAUGGCACAAAUAUCCUGCAACAGCUUGAAGAGAGUGUUGAAUGUGACUUCCUUGAAAACAUGGAAAGUUAA
This is a messenger RNA of Eurypyga helias (sunbittern), 6096 nucleotides long. RefSeq names its product dopey family member 2 (gene DOP1B). The record is from RefSeq and is a predicted model, not a curated record. The transcript has 31 exons. Lineage: Eukaryota; Metazoa; Chordata; Aves; Eurypygiformes; Eurypygidae. Gene Ontology annotation, biological process: Golgi to endosome transport. Gene Ontology annotation, cellular component: endosome; trans-Golgi network. The annotation marks the transcript as partial.